AACAUGGCGGUGGUAAUUUGCUUUCUGUUUGUUCAUUUUCUUAUAGGGUUGGUUUCCAGCAAUGGUGAAUACCAGAAAGAAAAACUGGUGUCGGUUUCAGCGACUACAGGAAUGCCAUGGCCCCUACCUCAGCAAUAUUCAUCUACACCUGAUGUUUACACAAUAAAUCGGAAUGCAUUUAAAUUUAAAGCGACUGGCCAAAGCUGUGAUAUCUUAGAAUCUGCUUUCUUCCGUUAUCAGACAAUUAUUUUUGGAAUGAGAGAAGAAACUCUGAAAUUCCACCCGAAGAAUUCUCUUAAAGCUGGUUCUCUUACAGUGUUGAAUGUCAACGUCAAAAACAAAUGUGACCGGUAUCCAUACCUUGGAAUGGAUGAAUCUUAUAACUUGACGAUUAGUGCAACAGGAGCCACACUUAAUUCAAACAGUGUUUGGGGUGCCUUAAGGGGGAUUGAAACUUUCAGUCAGUUAGUCCUACAACAAGAUACAAAUAUGUUCUUCGUGAAUGGUACAACAAUAUCGGACUACCCACGAUUUCAGCACAGGGGGCUCUUAUUGGAUACCUCCAGACAUUUCCUAGAUGUGACUAUCAUCAAACAGAAUCUGCUUGCCAUGUCACAGAGUAAAUUCAAUGUAUUUCAUUGGCACAUUGUGGAUGACCAAUCUUUCCCAUACACAAGUAAAAACUUCCCUGACAUGGCGUCAAAGGGUGCCUAUGAUUCUAGACACAUCUACACCCAGGAUCAGAUUGCAGAAAUCAUUGAAUUUGCCCGAAUUCUGGGUAUCAGAGUAAUUCCAGAGUUUGAUUCACCAGGUCACUCCCAGUCCUGGGGUAAAUCAAUCACAGACCUCCUGACAAAGUGCUAUAGUGGAGGUAAACGUAAUGGACAGUAUGGACCUGUAGAUCCCACCCUGGAGACCUCUUAUGGCUUCCUGUCCAAGUUCUUUGCAGAAAUUGGUAGAGUGUUCCCGGAUCAGUACAUUCACCUUGGUGGUGAUGAGGUCAACUUUGAUUGCUGGAAAAGCAAUCCAAAUGUGACAGCAUUUAUGAAACAGAAAGGCUUUGGAACUGAUUAUGCAAAGCUAGAAGAAUAUUAUGUACAAAGAUUGCUGGAUAUUGUGGGUGGGCUAAAGAAAGGUUACAUGAUCUGGCAAGAAGUUGUAGAUAAUGGAGCCAAGAUUUCAAAGGAAGCAAUUGUAGAGAUUUAUAGAAAUUCAGCGUACAUGCUUGAUGUGUACCUUACAACACUUAAAGGUUAUAGGACAGUUCUUCAAGCAUGCUGGUAUUUAGACUUAAUCAAAUAUGGCGUUCAAUGGCAGGCUUUCUAUGCCUGUGAUCCAGGAAACUUCAAUGGAACAGCUGAGCAGAAGAAGCUUGUAAUUGGAGGAGAGGUGUGUAUGUGGGGGGAAUACGUAGACAACACCAAUGUACUCUCGCGAACAUGGCCACGUGCCUCGGUGGUUGCAGAGCGUUUAUGGAGUGCUCAAAGUGUUAAAGAUGCUAACGCUGCUGCCCCAAGACUGGAGGAACAUCGCUGUAGAAUGAUCAAGAGAGGUUUUCCAGCAGAGACGGUGAAUGGACCAGGCUUUUGUCCCCAGGAAUAUGCAAUACCAGUCUAGAUAAUUCUAGACAAACCAAUCUAAAUAAUUCUAAGCAUACUAGUCUAGAUAAUUCUAGGCAUACCAAUCUAGAUAAUUCUAGGACCCUAUCUGUUCUCAAGAAAAGAAAAAAAAACAAUCAUAACACUUUUCCAUACUGUGCAUUAAAUAGAGAUUUUGUAUUUUUUGUAUUAGUGCUAUAUGUAAUUAUAUAUAUUUCUACUCAGUAUUUUUAUAUGUAGAAAAAUUAGCAUGGAGUACACAGUACUUGUCAGCUGUAUGACUGUAGCGUAAAUUAUGGUUGUUUAGUAUCAUGUGUACAUAUAUACCUAUCAUAUGCUAGUUAUUACACGAUUGUUUUAACGUUAAUCAUGUUAACACUAUAGCUACAAGCACAUUUGAAUUAGGUUUCAGAAUAAUUUGAUUUUGAAUGUACAAUUACUUACGUCCCAAUUUGUACAUAUUCUUAUGUUUUCUGUGAUAUUUAUCUAGCUACUUGUACAGAUAAUUCAAGCACAGGCGUAAAUAUUUAUGUUAUCUGCUGUAAGUUUGGAAGGUAUACAUGUACUUGCUCAUUCCUGUGAUUAUCUUGUCAAUUAUUAUCAUUGUUACCAGUUUAUGUUCUCACAAAAAAGCAUAAAUGCAAACAUUCCAUGUGUAAAAAAUGGUGUAAUUACAAAUGUACAUGUGUAAAUGAAAUACAUCUUACUAUAAUGGAAUGUGAUGAUGCUAGUACUCUAAAUUUAUGUACCGGUACCAAAAACUUCAUUUUAUUUUUCUUGAUUUUUUAUUUGUGAUUAUGCAACCUUGCAAAAUAAAAAAAAAGAUAAGUGAAA
This is a messenger RNA of Saccostrea echinata, 2432 nucleotides long. Its product is annotated as beta-hexosaminidase subunit beta-like. Gene Ontology annotation, cellular component: membrane. Gene Ontology annotation, molecular function: beta-N-acetylhexosaminidase activity. The transcript has 12 exons. Bases 4 to 1617 code for a protein of 537 amino acids. Lineage: Eukaryota; Metazoa; Mollusca; Bivalvia; Ostreida; Ostreidae. Gene Ontology annotation, biological process: ganglioside catabolic process; carbohydrate metabolic process; glycosaminoglycan metabolic process. The record is from RefSeq and is a predicted model, not a curated record.